AUGAUUAAGAGUGAGUUUGGAAGUCACAGUUGCAUCUCUGCUGAGGGAGGAGCUAGUGGUGGCAAUGACCAACCGUCUGACAGAGGCACAAUGCCUGUUAAGAUGGUGAGAUCCAGGGCAGUCCAACAGGUUAUACCUUGUUAUGUAAGCCUGUUGCUUGCCUCGGUUGAUAAUGUGUUCAAGAUUAGACGAAUUGAGAUUUCCCAGGUUUCUGUCAUGGGGAUAAUCAGGAAGGUGGAGAGGGCUCCAAACUAAAUUCUCUGCAAAAUUGAUGAUAUGACCAAGCCAAUCCUGGUUUGGCAGUCACUUGGUAAAAAUAAAGUGAAGCAGGAGGCUACUGUGCUGCCAGUUGGAGUAUAUGGCAAAGUGUUUGAUGUCCUUCAGUUGUUCAUGGGAGCAAAAAGCCUUGUAGUAUUGAAAAUCCAUGUUUUGGAGGAUAUGAAUGAGUUAACCAUGCAUAUUCUGGAAACGGUCAAUGCAUAGAUGAUGCUGAAUAAAGCCUGCCAAGCGGCCACUGGGGAAAGCUGACGAAAUGAAGAUGGCUAUGAUGUCAGCUGCAUCUGGAAGGAGGUGCUCCACUUGAUUCACAUGUGUCCUCACCAGGAAGGGAAGAGCAUAUAGGAGCUGCAGACCCAGCUCUGUGGUCUGAGCGAGAAGGCCAUCAAGGAAGCCAUUGAUUAUCUGGCCACCGAGGGUCGCAUCUAUCCCACCGUUGACAGGGAGCGUUUUAAAUCUGUUGAUUAA
Molecule: messenger RNA, 744 nt
Organism: Lepus europaeus (European hare)
Lineage: Eukaryota; Metazoa; Chordata; Mammalia; Lagomorpha; Leporidae
Gene: RPA4
Product: replication protein A4
Biological process (GO): double-strand break repair via homologous recombination; nucleotide-excision repair; DNA replication
Cellular component (GO): site of double-strand break; DNA replication factor A complex; chromosome, telomeric region
Source: RefSeq, a predicted model, not a curated record